GGUAAAAUAUAAUGUUUAGAAAACAUCUACUUAGUAGAGGCCUGCAUAGGGUACGCUACACUUCACCAUGCAGCCUGCCAGUUCCUUGCGCGCAACGGUGGGAUUUACGUCUCGCACGAGCACGAAUUUUUAACGAAUAUAUCGAAGAAAGCGCACCCGGAUCUUGGCAGCUGGAAGAUGAGCGUCACAUGUCGCCAGAGUUCAACACCUUUACGGGAUACCCCAUGCGUGAGAUGCGGCCGGGAUACGGGCAAAAUUUGCCAGAUUUUAUUAUGAAGAAGAGACUUCCCAAUAACACUCAUUAUGAGCUCUUUGCUCGACGUGACAUUCCUAACGAAGACAACGCAAUGUAUGGUAAGCUGCUAUAUGAUUUGACAGUGCAUGGGACCUCUUUGCCAUCAACAUACCGUAUGCACAAAGACAUCAACAAGGCUCAGCGAAAUGAUAGGAAGCUUACUGGUAAUAGAUUUAAGGUUCUAAACUCUAGCGGCUCAAAGAACCCUCCUUCAGGAUUCACACCAAUACCAGAUACUACAGAGGAAGAUGAUGGCUAA
Phytomonas sp. EM1 is the source of this 554-nucleotide messenger RNA. The record is from the annotation of a GenBank genome assembly. NCBI's taxonomy places the organism in Eukaryota, Euglenozoa, Kinetoplastea, Trypanosomatida, Trypanosomatidae.